This is a messenger RNA of Teleopsis dalmanni, 4315 nucleotides long. RefSeq names its product F-box only protein 11 (gene FBXO11). Gene Ontology annotation, biological process: protein ubiquitination; regulation of apoptotic process; ubiquitin-dependent protein catabolic process. The record is from RefSeq and is a predicted model, not a curated record. Gene Ontology annotation, molecular function: zinc ion binding; protein binding. Bases 541 to 4101 code for a protein of 1186 amino acids. Lineage: Eukaryota; Metazoa; Arthropoda; Insecta; Diptera; Diopsidae. The transcript has 9 exons.
ACGAAAAUACAUCAAAAAAAUAUGUUAUUGCACAAGUAUUAUAAGUAAAACAAAGCAAGCUAUAUUAUAAACUAUUCCGUACUGUUUUCACUAAAGAGUUUUAAAGGAAGCACAGCGGAGAUGAAAACAAAAGGCUACGAAUAAAUAUACAAAAUAAAAAAUUUUGUGCCUCUGUGGACUGGUAUUGUAUAAAAAAAGACUCCAAACGUUGAACAAAAAAGUUUAAUGAAAAAUUGAAAAUGGCGUUCCAAAUGUUGAGCUCCUUUUUACCCCACAUAAAUAGAAUUUUUUUACAUAAAUUUAUAAAAUAGUAUAUAAUAAAAAGUGUGAUAUUUUUAACUACAUACAACAUAGAGUUUAAUAAAGUAGAAAAUUAAGAAAUUUUAAGUGCGAUAUUAAGUGGUACAUGUGUAUGAUUAUUGUACUCUUGAAUGGGGAUGAAAUGUUUAUCGAACAGGGAAAGCAUAUUAUAUGAAAAACAAUUAAAAAUUUAAUAAAUUUGCCAUACUAAAUCCUAAUAUUUAUAAAACUGCUUAGAAAAUGCCCAGCGCUUCAUUUACAUCGUCGCGCUCCUAUGUGCGCCGUUCCAGACGAAAAGGUGCCAAUCGUAUUGCAUUACCAAAUCGCCCUACAGGUAAUAUAAUGGAUCCAAUGUUGCAAAAUAUACCUGCCUCUGGUGCAGCCUCUAGUUCUAGUUCGACACUACAAAAUAAUAAUCCAGCGAAUUCAAACAAUGCAUGUGUUGCAUCUUCAACCAUGGUGUCGUGCUCUUCAUCUAUAGUUCCAAAUUCUUCAUUAGUUGCGGUAUCAACUCCAUCGAAUUCAGUGUUAACAAACUCAACAGGAGCAGGAUCAGUGUCGUCUGAGUUAUUUAAUGCAUCAACGAGGACUUGCUCACAAUCGUCAAGUGAAAUUGGAGUCCUAUGUAACUUUGGAUCCUCAUCAAGUAGUAGCAGUAUUGGUUUAUCAGUUUCGAACCAAAACAAUAUUCCUAGUAUAUCGAAUUUUAAUUCUUCCGUUUCGAAUUUUGCAAAUUCGCAAAUAAUUGAUUCCGAUGCUGGUAGCAGUAGUAGUUGUACAGGUUUAUCAAAUGUUAAUUCAACUGGUAAUGUUACCAUGAUUUCAAACAAUGGAGUUUGUAAUUCAUCAACAUCUUCCGCUGCUUCAAUAGGAUUUUGCCAUCAAUCUCCGUAUGAUUUGCGACGUAAAAUACCUGCCACUAACCAUGAGCAAUGGUGCAAUUCAAAUACAACUGCAUCAUCAAGUUGCUCCAAUGCUUUAUCACAUACAGGAAUUUUAACAGGUACUUGCAGCACAAUAUCAUCUUCCAUCUGUACUUCACCGCCUACGAUAAAUGUUACAUCAACAUCCUCUGCUUCGGCAUCGUCAUCCUCAGCAAUAGUACAUGCUCCUUCCACUAGUGCUACAUUUCCUGUUAAUAAUGCUCACACAACUGGUGCACCUCUAGCUCCACCACCAACUGUUCAUAGUUCUGUACCCCAGCAACAUUGUAGUGCUUUACCAAUAGGUGGAGCUGCAGCCAUAGAAGAUAACAAUUUUAUGUUGCCUGCGCGUAAACGUUCCCGAAGGUUAUAUGCACAAAGUGCAGAUAUCGCAAAUGUUACAAUAGGCACAAGUAACUGUACUCAAGUGGGUCCAACAGCAGCACAAUAUCUACAAUAUGAAAUGCCAGAUGAGGUGCUUUUGGUAAUAUUUUCAUAUCUAAUGGAGCAGGAUUUAUGUCGAUUAUCACUGGUCUGCAAACGUUUUAAUACAAUAGCAAACGAUACUGAGUUAUGGAAACGUUUGUAUCAAUCAGUAUUUGAAUAUGAUAUGCCUCUAUUUAAUCCAGAACUAUGUAAAUUUGUAUUUGAGAAACCUGAAGAAAUUGAAUAUACUAAUCCAUGGAAGGAGAGUUUUAGGCAGCUUUAUAGAGGCGUUCAUGUACGUCCUGGUUAUCAGGAUAAAAAAUAUUCAGGACGUAAUAUUGUGUUUUUUAACACAAUUCAAGCAGCUCUGGAUUAUCCAGAAGAACGCGCUGCUGCUGCAGCUGCAGCAGUUACACCAGGAGGAGGUGUAACAGCGGGUCUUUCUAAUCCUACAGGUAGUGCGAGCGUGAAUGCGUUAGCUAAUUUAUAUGAAGACAAUGUGCCACCGAAUGAGCACCCAGGACCAUUAAUUUUCCUGCACACUGGUCAUUAUAAAGGAGAAUACCUUUUUAUUGAUUCCGAUGUAGCACUUAUUGGUGCUGCCCCGGGUAAUGUUGCAGAAUCCGUUAUUCUGGAACGUGAAGCCGGUUCCACAGUUAUGUUUGUAGAAGGUGCUAAAUAUGCCUAUGUUGGAUACCUAACACUGAAGUUCUCUCCUGAUGUAACAUCUACUGUGUCACAUCACAAACAUUACUGUUUGGAUAUUGGAGAAAAUUGCUCACCUACGGUAGAUAAUUGCAUAAUCCGCAGUUCUUCAGUGGUAGGAGCGGCUGUAUGUGUCGGUGGUGUAAAUGCGAAUCCUGUUAUAAGGAAUUGUGACAUAAGCGACUGUGAAAAUGUAGGAUUAUACGUAACUGAUUAUGCUCAGGGCACUUAUGAACACAAUGAAAUUAGUCGAAAUGCAUUGGCAGGUAUUUGGGUUAAAAAUUAUGCCAGUCCAAUAAUGAGAGAAAAUCAUAUCCAUCACGGUCGUGAUGUGGGUAUUUUUACAUUUGAAAAUGGAAUGGGAUAUUUUGAAAAGAAUGAUAUACAUAACAACAGAAUAGCCGGCUUUGAAGUGAAAGCUGGCGCAAAUCCUACUGUUGUUAAGUGUGAAAUACAUCAUGGACAAACUGGUGGCAUAUAUGUACAUGAAAAUGGAUUGGGCCAAUUUAUUGAAAAUCGAAUUCAUUCAAAUAAUUUUGCAGGCGUAUGGAUCACAUCAAAUAGUAAUCCAACUAUACGAAAAAAUGAAAUUUAUAACGGUCAUCAAGGUGGUGUAUAUAUAUUUGGCGAGGGACGAGGAUUAAUAGAACAUAACAAUAUAUAUGGGAAUGCUUUGGCUGGUAUACAAAUACGAACAAAUAGUGAUCCGAUCGUUAGGCAUAAUAAAAUACAUCAUGGGCAACACGGUGGAAUAUAUGUACAUGAAAAAGGUCAAGGUUUAAUUGAAGAGAAUGAAGUAUAUUCGAAUACGCUAGCCGGCGUAUGGAUAACAACUGGAAGCACCCCUGUAUUAAGAAGAAAUCGAAUUCAUUCUGGUAAACAGGUUGGAGUUUACUUUUAUGAUAAUGGACAUGGAAAAUUAGAGGAUAAUGAUAUAUUCAAUCAUUUAUAUUCUGGCGUACAAAUACGAACUGGUAGUAAUCCAGUUAUACGUGGUAAUAAGAUUUGGGGUGGUCAAAAUGGUGGUGUGCUUGUCUACAAUGGCGGGCUUGGCCUUCUUGAGCAAAAUGAAAUAUUUGAUAACGCUAUGGCGGGAGUUUGGAUUAAAACAGAUUCGAACCCAACUUUGCGAAGGAAUAAAAUCUAUGAUGGUCGCGAUGGUGGAAUUUGUAUAUUCAACGGAGGUAAAGGCAUUUUAGAGGAGAAUGAUAUAUUCCGCAAUACUCAAGCUGGGGUGCUUAUCUCAACGCAAUCACAUCCCAUAUUACGAAGGAAUCGUAUUUAUGAUGGCCAAGCUGCAGGUGUAGAAAUCACUAAUAACGCUACUGCCACGUUAGAACACAAUCAAAUAUUCAAAAAUAAAUUUGGUGGUUUGUGUUUAGCAAGUGGAGUGCAGCCAAUAACGCGUGGCAAUAAUAUUUUUAAUAAUGAAGAUGAAGUGGAAAAGGCCGUUUCGGGAGGUCAAUGCUUAUACAAAAUAAGUAGUUAUACUUCAUUUCCAAUGCACGAUUUCUAUCGCUGUCAAACAUGUAACACUACAGAUCGUAAUGCAAUUUGUGUUAAUUGCAUUAAAAAUUGUCACGCAGGACAUGAUGUGGAGUUUAUACGUCAUGAUAGGUUUUUCUGUGAUUGUGGUGCUGGCACUUUAUCGAAUCAGUGUCAAUUGCAAGGUGAGCCCACACAGGAUACGGACACUUUAUAUGAUUCGGCAGCGCCUAUGGAAUCACACACACUUAUGGUGAAUUAAAUUUCAAUUUACAGCAAAUAAUUUAUAACUUCAUUUAGGAUGGAAAUAUUUUUUAAUUAAAAUAAGUAAAAAAAAACACAAUUUAUAUAUUAUGCUACUAACACUAUAUACGUAAUUACAUAAUUAGUCGUACUGAUCAUUAGUAUAUAUGCAAUAUUUUGAAAUAUUAAUUACUUUCUAUUAUGUUCGUAUUAAUAAUAAAAUGCAAAAUCUA